AUUAAAUUUGAUUAUAUAAAUAAAAAACAUAAAAGAAAAUAUCUUUUCAAGAUCUUACCAAUAUAAAUAGUUAUUAUUACAAAGAAACUUAAGUUGAAUAUUAUAAAUAACUUAAAUUUAUAAAUAAAAUUGCAUCAUUCUUAUAUGAAUGAUACAUCUGAAAUUCGUAAUUCUUUAAUGUAAAAAGUUGAAAUAUCAAAUUUAAAUUUGGUAAUUGGAAAUAAUGAUUUAAGUAAAUAAUAAAAAUAAUAUAGAAAGAUUAAAAAAAAAAACAAUUUGGUUAAAAUGAAAAGCAAUAUUUGGUUUAAUAUUUUGACUUUUCUGGCUUUGUAUUUUAUAAUUAGACAGUGUGUUUGGUUAUAUAAUUCAUAGAUAAAAAUGCCUUUUAAAGAAUAGAUGAAGUUAUUAUCAAGUUUUUUAAAUGAAAAUAGGUACAAAGAGUCUCAGCCUUUUUCAACAUUUCCAUUUCACUUUCGUUAGGAUAAAGGUUUGUAUUCUUCAUAUGUAAUUUUAAAUGUAAUGGACAAAAGGAACUCUUUCAUUGGCCAUUUAUUAAGGACAAAAGUAGAAAUAGAUGAUAAUAACUACUUUGUUACUAAUAAUGUUUUGCUUAAUUUACUAGACUGUGUUAAUUUAGGUACAUAUGAAAUUAAUUAGGAUGAACUUGAAGAGACUCUAGACACAUUACUCGAAUUUAAUGAUAAAAACCUAAAAAAUGUUCCUUCUAUUGCUUUUUACAAAUAAAUAUUUGUAAAUGAAACAAACACAUGGUCACAACAUCCUACUAAUUUGCUUAAAGUUUCUGAUUUCACAAGAUCAUUUCCUGAAAUUCUAAAAAAAUUUUUGAAUUAUAUUGGAUUAACUAUUAUAAAUCUGUUGCCAAAGCUAUCUUAGAUUCUCCACCUUCCUACAGACAGUGAUGAUAGUGCUUAAAAUUUAGUACUUGGAAUUUCUUUGUUAAAUUCACCAAAAAUAAGGCAAUCUAUUAAGGAUAAGUGGUUGGUUAGUAACUACCAAUUGAAAGAGUACUUUGAUCUCUUAAAAAAAUACUCAUAUUAUCCACUUGAAAAAUCUAACUCCUCUAGUAGUAUGAUUGACCCUAGAAACUAUUAUGCAUUUCAUGAAUACUUAGAAUAGCUACCCUAAAAGAACACUACAUAAUUUGGGUUGUUUACUACUUGGCUACUUAACCUUGAAGAUUAAGUUGAAGGAGUUGUCCAAAUUCCAUUUAAUGUAAACAUAUUAGAUCUUACUGUUAUCAAUAACAUUAUUUAUUCCCUAAAUUACCUUCAAAUUCAUGGCAACAAAACUGUGGUAGAUUAGGUUUUCGAUGAUAAGCUAACAAUGUUAUAUCUUAAUUCAACUAACUUCCUUGACGCUCAAGUUUACUCUGGUAUUAUUGACAAGCAUAUAGAUAUAACCAAUCCAUACUACCCUUCAAAGUAUACAUUCUAUUUGUUAGCUUCUAAAAAUGCAUAUCUCUUAAAUUCUAACUCUGACAAGCUCAAUCAAAAUGCUAAAUAAGUUGCAAAGAUUUAUAAUAGAAUGCUAAAAACAAAUGCCACUUAGUUCAUCUUAGAUUCUGCCUAAGUAAGACAUAAUGGUGAUUUGUAUUGGGAGGACUUUCUUGGUAACUAUGCUAACAGAUCAUAUCAUGAGGACACUGCAUUUACUACAGUAGCAUCGCUUACUACUUUAAUCAAUACAUGGACUACAGCAAAAUUAGAUAAGAGAGGUAAUUUGAAACUAUAUUUUGAUCCUAAAACUCCUAAAAAUGUUACAGACACUAUCGAAAAAGGAAUGAAAGCAGUGACUAAAUAUGGAUUCUUUUAAAAUAGCAAUUUGAAUCCAUUUUAUAGCAUUACUUUAAAAACAUACUCUUCAUAAUUUUACUACCCGAUGAAUGUUCACAGAUAUUUAAACGGAACUUAAUUUAAUCCUCAUGUUGGAACUCAAGAUAUCGUAAAUCAUGUAGUUGGCGUUGAUGGCAUCAUAAAUCCAGAUUAAUAUGAUUAAAUGCUAAAGCAAAAAUGGUUUUCACAUGACACUGAAGAAGAUUUCACAGGAUUUAAUGUCCCAAGGCAAUAAUUUGCUUUAUGGAGCUCUGAUUCAAUAACUAUCAGCUUUGGUAUGAGUCUUUUAUCAAAGUAUCACUGUAUUGAUCGUUCUAAACUCGAUCCCUCUAGUUGAUUUAGUUUUUAAAUUUAAAUAAUAUGUGUUUUAUAUUUUUAUUUGUUGCGCUUAGUAUAUUUUUUUCAUCUUUUAAUCAGGUUAAAUCUAAUCAAAUAUAAUAACUUAAUAUACAUACCCUAAAUUAUUCUUAAUUAAGACCCCUUUUUUCUGAUAACAAUUUAAUUAAUAAAGACU
Tetrahymena thermophila SB210 is the source of this 2367-nucleotide messenger RNA. Its product is annotated as transmembrane protein, putative. The transcript has 2 exons. The record is from RefSeq and is a predicted model, not a curated record. NCBI's taxonomy places the organism in Eukaryota, Ciliophora, Oligohymenophorea, Hymenostomatida, Tetrahymenidae.